AUGGCUCCCAAAACAUUAAACGACCUCAAACGCAAGGACCUGUUCCAGCAAAAAGGGUACAUCAACGAGGAAUGGGUGGACGCGGCGUCCGGGAAGACAUUCGAUGUCUACGACCCAGCCACCCUGAACAAAAUCGCAACACUACCAGAAAUGGGGGCCGAAGACACCAAUAAGGCCGUCGAGGCAGCAUACGCCGCAUUCAAAACCUACAAAAAAACCACCGCCCGACAACGGGCACGAUGGCUGCGCAAAUGGAGCGACCUCUGUCUCGAAAACGCCGACGACCUCGCACUGAUCCUGACGCUCGAGAAUGGCAAAACUCUGGCCGAAGCAAAAGGAGAAGUAACAUACGCAGCAUCCUUCCUCGAAUGGUUCGCCGGCGAAGCAGAACGGGUCCACGGCGAAGUCGUACCAUCAUCAAACCUCAACCAACGUAUCCUGACAUUCAAGCAACCGGUCGGUGUCGCGGCUUGCCUGAGCCCCUGGAAUUUUCCCAUUGCCAUGAUCACACGGAAAGUGGGAGCAGCGCUCGCUGCCGGCUGCACAACGGUCUGGAAGCCAGCAGGCGAGACACCAUUGAGCGCGCUUGCGCAGGUUAUCCUCGCGCGAGAGGCCGGCUUCCCCAAGGGCUCGAUCAACGUCAUCACCACUCUGGACAAGGUGGCUGAGGUCGGAGAGGCCCUUUGCAAGAACAAAUUGGUUCGAAAACUGAGUUUCACCGGAAGCACUCGAGUUGGUAAACUUCUCGCAAGUCAAUGUGCCGGCACGCUCAAAAAGCUCUCUCUCGAGCUGGGAGGGAACAGUCCGUUCAUCGUGUUUGACGACGCCAAACUCGAAACAGCAGUGGAGGCAUGCAUUAUGGCCAAGUUCCGUAACUCGGGCCAGACUUGUGUGACGGCAAACCGCAUAUUCGUGCAGAAGGGAAUCUACGAUAAAUUCGCCGAGGCCUUGACGGCAAGAAUUAAGACACUUAAAGUCGGCCCUGGUACCGAGGAUGGGGUAUUUGUGGGGCCCUUGACGCACGAACGUGCCGUCGAGAAGGCUAUGAAUCAUAUCAAUGAUGCAAAGAAACAUGGUGGCCAAGUCGUCCUCGGAGGAGGCCCCUUGACCGACUACAAGGGAUAUUUCCUCCAGCCGACCAUCAUCAAGCACAUGAACCGAGAAAUGAUCACCACCCGUGAAGAAACAUUCGCUCCGGUCGUCGGUCUGUAUGAGUUCGACACCGAGGAAGAGGUUCUCGAAAUGGCCAACGAUUGCGAUGUGGGUUUGGGAAGCUUCAUCAUCACGGAGAAUAUCCCAAGAGCAUGGCGAGUAACGGAAGCUUUGGAGGUCGGUAUGGUUGGUGUCAAUCUUGGGCUGCUAAGUGCAUGUGAGAGCCCAUUCGGUGGUGUCAAGGAGAGCGGUUAUGGCAGAGAAGGCGGCCGCCAGGGUAUUGAAGAGUAUCUCAGCGUGAAGUCGAUGCUGAUCAAUGUCGCGAACUGA
Exophiala dermatitidis NIH/UT8656 is the source of this 1482-nucleotide messenger RNA. Its product is annotated as succinate-semialdehyde dehydrogenase (NADP+). Bases 1 to 1482 code for a protein of 493 amino acids. The record is from RefSeq and is a predicted model, not a curated record. Gene Ontology annotation, molecular function: succinate-semialdehyde dehydrogenase (NAD+) activity. Lineage: Eukaryota; Fungi; Ascomycota; Eurotiomycetes; Chaetothyriales; Herpotrichiellaceae. The transcript has 2 exons.